AUUACUGAAACUCGAUCACUCUUCUGAAACGAGAAGGUGAAGAGAGUUAGAGAAAUGGAAGAAGCUAAGGCCUUAGCUCAACACCAGCACCAGCACCAGCACCAGCAACAACUUCUCUUACAACACCAGCAACAGCAAGCUCAACAACAACAACAACAACACCAACACCAACACCAACAACAACAUCAAAACCAACAUCAACAACAACAACAACAACAAUUUCUUCUCUUACAACAACUUCAACAACAAGCUGCCAUCUCUCGCUUCCCUUCUAACAUCGAUGCCCAUCUUCGCCCACCUGGCCUCCACCGACCCAUUACUCUCCAACCACAGAACCCUAACCCUAAUUCUAACCCUAAUACUAACCCUAACCCUAAUCCCAAUCUUAAUGCCAAUGCUAAUUCUAAUUUGCAGCAACCGAGUCAGCAAAAUUCACAACAGCCACAACAACAGCAACAGCAACAGCAACAGCAACAGCAACAGCAACAGCAACAGCAACAGCAACAGCAGCAACAACAGCAACAACAGAAAGGGAUGCGGCCGUUGAACCAAAUGGAGCUCCAGAUGGCUUACCAGGACGCCUGGCGGGUCUGCCACCCGGAUUUCAAGCGCCCAUUCACAUCGCUUGAAGAUGCUUGUGAGAGGCUACUACCUUAUCAUGUGGUAGCAGACUAUGAAGCAGAGGAAGAUGAUAGAAUCCUUGACUCUGACACAACAGGCCAAAUGCCUUCUCGCUCCCAGCAGUGGGAUAACAACAUUGCUGCCAAAGUUGCAGAGUUCACAGGAACAUUUGAGAAACAGGCCCUUGCUUUCAACAUAAUAACCCGCAAGCGAGCUGUAGGUGAAUUUCGAUCUGAGGAGAGGUUGAUGAUUGAGCAGGCUCUUCUCCAAGAGGAGAGAAGAGCCAUACUGGAACUGAGGGCAGAAAUAGAGACAAGAGAGAAGGCUGGUAGAGAGGCUCAUGAGGCUAGGUUGCGAAUGGCUGCCAUGGUUCAAGCUGAGCAAGCUCGAGUUGAGUCUCAUGCUUGUGAUGAAAUGAUGACUCGAGCACCAAUAAGGGCAAGUGCACUUGGUUCUCAAGUCAAUAAUGUUUCAAUUGGCCAUGAUAUGGGAGAUCAGGAACAAGGUGUUAACCCAGAUGAAAUGAUGAAUGGAUGGGGAAACAAUGCACACAGAGAUGAGAAGGAGCCAUCUGAAGAUUUCUUAAAUGAUGAGGAAACUGAAAAUGGGGAGACGGGCAUGCAGGAUGAGUGGCGUGAAGUGGGGAAUUUUGAUUUGAACUCUAGAUGAACCAUGGAAGUAGCAUAGUGGCUGGAAUUCUUAACAGUGAGUAGGGAACAAUCUCCAUGACAUUGGAAAUUUCAAUGGCGUGAGCCUUAAGUUAAAGUUGGUAGAUAAAUGUCUAAUUUUUUUUCCCCUUCUAUGAGACAGACAAAACAUAUAAAUCUAUGUAAAGUGGCAAUUGUAGGUUGAAUAUUAUUUAUAUUAAUGGUCUGUUUAGCUUCAAA
Pistacia vera is the source of this 1508-nucleotide messenger RNA. Its product is annotated as GATA zinc finger domain-containing protein 10-like. Gene Ontology annotation, cellular component: SWI/SNF complex. Gene Ontology annotation, biological process: positive regulation of DNA-templated transcription. The record is from RefSeq and is a predicted model, not a curated record. Bases 55 to 1290 code for a protein of 411 amino acids. The transcript is spliced from 2 exons. Lineage: Eukaryota; Viridiplantae; Streptophyta; Magnoliopsida; Sapindales; Anacardiaceae.